CAAAUAUAAUAUAUGGAGUGGACAAAUAAACACAUUGACUUUUAAGGUAACUGAGUCCCUAUUGCAAAUUGCUAAAAUUGCCUGCCAAGUAGCAGCACUUUAGUCUGCUGCACAUUGUAUGCAUUUAACACCAAGAGUUAGAAUUUAAAUUAACUUCAAUGAGGUGUUGACAUUUUUUUUAUACCUCCUGGACCUAUAAAAACAAACUUCAGAUUUUGGGACUAGGCUUUGGUCAGUGAAAGCUGGGUUGUGAUUGCCCAUUGUCCCCCCUCCCUUCUCCCCCUCACACACACCCUACAUCUGCUUAUUACCCACCCUCUGUCUGCAGUCGUCACAAAAAAAAAGCUGUUGUCUCCAAACGCAUUGUCUCUGCGUCUUUGAUAGGUAGUUGAUAACAGACUUACAGACUCAUGGGGCUGGCUGAUCUUUCUGCGAAUAUAAAAAAGCAGCAGCAGCAGCUACAAAGCCAUUCAUGGACCGAAGACACUUCUGACAACAAGCAACCUCAGUAAAAAGCUCAUCUAUCUACCCUGUGGACUCUGUGGAUUUUGUGAACCCUUCAGUAUGGCUGUGUUCUUUACCGUGGCUCUCCUGGCUAUGGCAUGUCCCUUAAUGGCAUUUGACAUGGGUCAGUCCACUCGUUGCGUCACUAUCCCCAACCAGAUGAAAGUCUGCAAGGAUGUUGGAUACUCUGAGAUGCGGCUGCCUAACUUCUUGGGUCACAGCAACCUGGAAGGUGAGGUGGUGCCACGUUCGGAGGACUGGAGACCCAUGCUGCAGACAGGCUGCCACCCUCAAGCCCAGGCCUUCCUCUGCUCCCUCAUUGCCCCCGUCUGUCUUGACACUUUUAUUCAGCCAUGCCGCAGUCUGUGCGUGGCGGUGAGGGACAGCUGUGCUCCGGUGCUUGCCUGCCAGGGUCACCCAUGGCCCGAGGAACUUGAUUGUGACCGCUUUCCUACUGAGGAAGACAUGUGCCUUACUCCUCACGCAAAAUUUGGCCACAUUGCAAAAGAUUUACCCAAACCUGCCUGCCAAAACUGUCCUUCUGUGGAAGUAGCUCCUGCCAUGAAAACAGUCCUGGAUGCUUUCUGCCAGCAUGACUUUGCUGUGAUUGCCAAACUUCACCGUCGUCGCCUGCCCAUGGGAGAGCCAGAGUUUGAUGUGGAGGGCCGUGUUGAGUUUAUUCGUCAGGGACCUCUCCUGCCUUAUGACACCCAACACCUCCUCCAGCAGUGGCUCCUUAUCAACCUCCAGUGUGCCAGUGUGCUUUUGCGCCCCGGACGGUCACAGCUUUAUGUGCUGACGGGUUCCGUGCAGCCUGAUGGCACCCUUGCUCUUACCCGUCUCUUCCCUUGGCACAGAAAAGACACAAACAUUGCAGUGGCCACUCGCAAGUGGAAGCACUACAGAUGUUGAAUGGAUUGAUACUUAGAUCUAAAAAACUGGAGCUCUGAAUCUGUGUUUGAAGUGUAGAAGUGUCACAUAUGAACAUUUAUUUUUAUUUUUUAUUUACCUUUAUUUUACCAGGAGUAUUCCCAUUGAGAUUCCAAGUCCCUUCCUGGUCAAGACGACAGUAUACGAAAAUUUACAUAAAGCAAACAAGCAACAGACGUAUAUGAUUCCAAACCUAAAACCCGUAUGAUUUAAGACCAAAUCAAGGAGGAAUUAUGUGAUGGAGAGUUUCUUGGCAUUAGCUAUAAGUGAGAAUUUGUGAAGUAAGCUGAAGGGAUAUAAGAAAAGAGCUGGACAUCAACAGCCGUUGUCUCCCUCAGCAAGUCACUUUCUCAUCACUGCUCUGACAUCACACAGUAAUAGAAUGCACUCAAACCUGUACAUAGUAUUAAUUAAUGUAAAUUGAUUGUAGAUUCUAUUUUCUAUAAGGAUAUUGGUGUAUUUAUGACAUCUUUUUUAUGUUGUAUGUGGAAAAAGGUGACAAUAAAAUGUUUG
Messenger RNA from Etheostoma cragini (Arkansas darter), 1947 nucleotides. It is a transcript of the gene szl, whose product is annotated as sizzled. Gene Ontology annotation, molecular function: Wnt-protein binding. Lineage: Eukaryota; Metazoa; Chordata; Actinopteri; Perciformes; Percidae. The transcript has 4 exons. The record is from RefSeq and is a predicted model, not a curated record. Bases 565 to 1416 code for a protein of 283 amino acids. Gene Ontology annotation, biological process: non-canonical Wnt signaling pathway; canonical Wnt signaling pathway; negative regulation of canonical Wnt signaling pathway.